Egretta garzetta (little egret) is the source of this 2317-nucleotide messenger RNA. It is a transcript of the gene PDCD5, whose product is annotated as programmed cell death 5. Bases 56 to 562 code for a protein of 168 amino acids. Gene Ontology annotation, molecular function: DNA binding. Lineage: Eukaryota; Metazoa; Chordata; Aves; Pelecaniformes; Ardeidae. The record is from RefSeq and is a predicted model, not a curated record. The transcript has 6 exons. Gene Ontology annotation, cellular component: nucleus; cytosol.
GUUCAGCGCUUAACCUUCCCCUCCCCCGGCCCUUUCCCGUGCCACUCACGUUCUUAUGGAUUCCCAUCAUCAGUCGUUUCAGUCAUUUCUCUUUUCAGAGCUGAAGCGUAUCAGUCUGUCCCGUUGUUCCUGUGAAGGGAUCUCCCGUAGCUAUGAUCAGCCUCGUUCCCUCGCUCUAUGGUUUCCCGUUCUGCUUUCAGACUUUGAAAUGUUACCUGUAACGUUUGAGGUGCAGAUUCAACAUGAAGAUCCUUCUGGUGAUCCAUCGCAACAGGAAGCUAAACAGAGGGAAGCAGAGAUAAGAAAUACUAUUUUAGCUCAAGUUCUUGAUCAAGCAGCUCGUGCAAGAUUAAGCAAUUUAGCACUUGUGAAACCAGACAAAGCAAAAGCAGUAGAGAAUUAUCUUAUACAGAUGGCAAGAUUUGGACAGCUAGCCGGAAAGGUAUCAGAACAAGGUUUGAUAGAAAUACUUGAAAAAGUGAGUCAGCAAACAGAAAAGAAAACAACAGUAAAGUUCAACAGAAGGAAAGUAUUGGAUUCUGAUGAAGAGGAUGAUUAUUAAUACUACUGUAAGACUGUCUGCCAAACAAAAGGCCUGGAAAAAGGCAAGAUGCUGUUAUCAGGCAGAAUGCAAGAUCUGAAAAUGUUUACGCUUCUUUACUUUUUUUUUUUAUAAAAAGGCCAACAAAUGAACUUGUCUUGUAAAACAAAUCUGAGAAGGGGAUUUUGUAAUUUAACACUUUUGUAGUAUAAGAGGCCCAAGCAGCAUGGGGUUCCCCACUGCUUCGUUAGCAUGAACAUUUUGUUGCCCCUUACUCAUUGUGUAAGCUGUGCUUUCAGCAACUGCACACACUUAACUUGCUGCUAUUGGAGAUACCAUAACAUGAGGAGGAGCUAACUAUAAAGCUGGGAACAGUCCCUCCCCUCUAGGAGUUUGAAGACUUACCUCCAGGCGCUAAAUCACAGAAGCGUUAGAAACGAGAUUUCCUGAGCCCCUGAAGAAAGCCUACCCAGCAGCUCACUGGCUCUCAAGUCCUUACUGGAAAUUUAUAAAGUGAAGUGAAGGUAUCAAAGUAGUGUUUGGAUCAGAGGACUUCAUAUCAGGCAGUCUGUGUAACCAGCAUACAGUUGAACUGUUCCCCUAUGAAAUAAUCAAGUUGUCUCAAAAAAAGCAAGUUAACUGUGUAACAUAGCACUGUUCAGACACUUCGUAUCAUAUGUUCUUAAAACUACCUCCAUUUUUAUCAAAUGGCUGGAGUGUUUCUUACUUUGAAAAAAAAGACUGUUUUCCUAAACUUUCGGCAACUCCUGCAUGCAUAAAGUAAAACUGAACUUGUGCUAUACAUUUAUUCAAAAAUAUGGUUAUGGAAAUAUGUUGGAUAAAUACUGUAACAUGCCAAUAAACGCUCUACCACCACAAAACCCUUUUCUGACAUAAUUUAACAGGAACAUGUAUGAUCCCAACUGCAGUGGUUUUUGGAACAGAAUAAAAUUGUUUAAAGUGAGCGUUAGUGAGUGUUCUUCAUCUUGUGUGAAUGUGGUUAAAAAGUAUUUAAACAGUUGUUAUUUUUGUUUCACUUGGACUAGACUGGGUAUUUUGCUUGUCUAUGUUUGUUAUUAGGAUUCUUUAACUUCAGUAAUAUCAUGGAUGUAUGCUAAUUUCUUUAGACUAAGGACCCUUUACUAGCGUGAAGAGUUUCAAGCCAAGGUGUGGUGAUAGAUGGUUUAAAAGUUUUCCCGUUAGGGCUACAGGUAUAUCCUAAGCAUCCAUGUUUCACAUUCCCAUUCCUAAAUUCAUCAGAUUGUACUUGUAACAACAUAAGUUUAUUGCCUUCCUGUUUUAAAAUGGCUGUUCCCAAAUCUCAGUUGUCAAAAUGAAGUAACACUUUGGAUUUAUUUUAACUUGCAACCUUUUGGAGAUUAAACUGGACUGUACAGUAACAUGCUUUGCACACAAAUGGUAAGUGUCAUGAAGCUGACUUCAGUCUGUUUGCACUAUUAAGGGAUUUUUUUAAUUACAAGCUUGGUUAAGCACGUCAAAGGAAACUUGCAACCUAUUCCAUUUACCUAAAUAAUUUGUUAGUCAUUCGUUACCUUUCUAUCAUCUAGAUUAUAGUGGAGCUGUUUGGCAUUGAAGUGCUUUUAUUAAAACACAGUACACAUCCAAAAUGCCUGGGAAUAAGCUUUACCCUAGACUGAACACUGAAUAAAACUGAAGUGUGGCUCGGUCACUUAAGUAGCCUCAGGUUCACAAGGACAACUGUUCCGAUGCUGUAAUAGAAUAGAAAACUCAGAUUAACGAAUUAAUACUUUUUCU